This is a messenger RNA of Miscanthus lutarioriparius, 2622 nucleotides long. Lineage: Eukaryota; Viridiplantae; Streptophyta; Magnoliopsida; Poales; Poaceae. The record is from the annotation of a GenBank genome assembly.
AUGGGCGCCACGGCCUUCGACUUCGAGUACAAGAGGGACGCUUAUGGAUUCGCGGUGCGGCCACAGCAUGUGCAGCGUUUCCGCGAGUACGCCAAGAUUUACAAGGAAGAGGAGGAGGAGAGGGCGCACAGAUGGAGGGACUUCUUGGACAGGUUGGCUGAGUCAGCCAAUGUGCCCGGCACACCCAGCGUUUCACCAUAUGCAGCUGCCAGGGAUGGUGCCGCAGGAGCAGGACAGGCACAAGAGAAUAACAACAUCGGAAUACAUUGUGAUGAUGAUGAACAAGAGGAGGGAGCUGAGAAUGCAGAAGAUAACAAUAAAUUGGAAAACCCGAAGGAAGCUGAUACCAGUGGCGAAUCACGAGAAGCAAAUGGUAAGUCAGAAGAUCUGAAAGAUGUAACUGACAACUUGGAUGAAGUGAAAGAGGAGACUAGUAGUAGCUCUACGGAAGCAAUCAAAGCCUUAGAGGGCUUGAUGGAAGCAAAUGGGGACGUUGAAGAAUUAAAAGAUUUGAAUGGAAGCUCAGAAGAAUUGGAAGAAGAUAGUAAUGGCAACUUGGACAAGCUGGUAGAGCUCUUCUUGGAUAAGGGGUUGUUGGAUGAACUGAAGCCCAUAAAAGUUGAGUCCCGGUGGCGGGUACGGGCAGCGCUUAGCAUCAUUGACAAAAUGAUGAGCUCUCGGGUAGUGAAGGGUGGUAAUGGUGCAAAUGAUACUCAUGGAAAGGAUGGAGCACAGCUUGCUUCUAUUGAAGAGGAAGGAAGGACUGCAGAAGUGAGUCAUGACGGAGAUCCAGCUGAGGUUGAUGAGUCUUGUGUUGCAGAGAAGGUUGAACUUGGACAGGAAACACCUGAUGAUUCUACAGGUACUGCUUUGGAGGGAGGCAAUGAUGGGUCUUAUUUUCCUUGGAGGGAGGAGCUUGAGAGCUUGGUUCGUGGAGGCGUGCCAAUGGCUCUUAGAGGAGAGAUAUGGCAAGCAUUUGUGGGUGUCGGUGCUCGGAGGAUUACUGGGUACUACAACAAAUUGCUUGAUGACAGGACUGCGACAUUGGAUGAAAAGGACCUCGUGGACCCAGUGGUCAACGAACAGAGAAGUGCACCGAGAAAAGUUACACAGCCUGAGAAGUGGAAAGGACAGAUAGAGAAGGAUUUACCACGAACAUUUCCAGGACACCCUGCAUUAGAUGAGGAUGGGAGGAAUGCUUUGAGGCGGUUAUUAACCGCAUAUGCAAGGCAUAAUCCAUCAGUUGGGUACUGCCAGGCCAUGAACUUCUUUGCUGGGCUAUUUUUGCUUUUCAUGCCUGAAGAAAAUGCAUUUUGGGCUUUAGUUGGGGUUAUUGAUGAUUAUUUUGAUGGAUACUACACUGAAGAAAUGAUUGAAUCUCAGGUUGACCAACUCGUCCUUGAGGAGGUUGUACGAGAAAGGUUCCCUAAAUUGGCCAAACAUAUGGAUUUCUUGGGAGUUCAAGUGGGAUGGGUGACUGGACCAUGGUUUCUUUCAAUUUUCAUCAAUAUGCUUCCAUGGGAAAGUGUACUUCGCGUUUGGGAUGUCAUCCUUUUUGAAGGAAAUCGUACAAUGUUGUUCAGGACGACGCUUGCUUUGCUGGAUUUAUAUGGGCCUGCACUGGUGACCACAAAAGAUGCCGGAGAUGCAAUUACACUACUGCAGUCUCUUGCUGGAUCUACUUUUGACAGCAGCCAGCUUGUAUUGACAGCUUGUAUGGGCUUCCAAUCAGUUAGAGAAAUGGGAUUGAAAGAGUUCAGGAAAAAGCACAGGCCUGAAAUUUUAACUGCAAUGGAGGAAAGAUCGAAAGACCGUGGCUCCUGGAAAGAUAAGAAGGGGUUAGCAACCAAACUUUAUAGCUUUAAACAUGAUCCUUCAUUCAUGUGCUCACCAGUUAAGUCCAAGGAAGGGCUAGAUGGUUCAAAGGUGAAUGGAGAGACUGGGCCAGCAAAUCUUGAGACCUAUCUUAGUACUAGUUCUAUACUGGAUAAUGAUUUGGAUCAGGGUGUUGAUCUUCAAGAUCAGGUGUCAUGGCUAAAGAUUGAACUAUGCAAGCUGCUCGAGGAGAAAAGAUCAGCUGAUCUCAGGGGUGAGGAAUUGGAAACUGCUUUGAUGGAGAUGGUCGAGCAUGACAACAGACGUAUGUUGAGUGCUAAGGUUGAGAAGCUGGAAGCAGAGGUAUAUGAACUGCGAAAAGCUUUUUCAGACAAGCAAGAGCAAGAGCAAGUAAUGCUUCAGAUCUUGUUAAGAAUGGAGCAAGAACAGAAAGUGGCAGAAGAUGCCCGCAUAGCCGCUGAGCGAGAUGCUGCUGAACAAAAACAUGCUGCUCACUUGCUCCAGGAGAAGUAUGAAGCAGCAAUGGCAGCACUUUCACAAAUGGAGAAAAGAGCUGUAAUGGCAGAAACAAUGCUGGAAGCUACAAAGCAAUACCAGGCUGGGCAGGUUAAAGCCAACCAAUCUUUCACUUCAAGUUCACCUCGUGCGGACCAUGUUCUUGGGAAGAUAAAUCAAGAACCAAACCAAGAUGCACCUAACAGGAGAAUUGGCCUGCUUUCUAGGGGACUUGGAUGGCUUGACAAGAGCAAGGGAAGGCAGAAUUCCACUGAAACAUCUGGAGGCUAA